AUGAUUGACUCCAUCCCUACUCAUGUCAAGCAGCUGGAUAGGCUCAUCCGUGUUUCUGAUCGUUCGUGUAUAGAUAAUCUGCGGAUGGAUAGAAACACUUUCGGAAGAUUAUGUCGCAUUCUGCGUUGUCGGGCUGGAUUAGCAGACCAAAAAUUCGUCACCGUGGAGGAACAAGUUGCUAUAUUCUUGUCCAUUCUAGCACACCACAAAAAGACUCGGGUUGUUGGCCACGAUUUCAUGUGUUCUCCUGAAACAGUGUCUAAAUACACACAUUUGGUGCUCCGUGGGGUGCUCAAUUUGCAUGAGCUGUUAUUAGUGAAACCUGAACCGGUUGGUGAUGACUGCACGGACUCACGUUGGAAGUGGUUUAAGUGGGAAGGCUUGACCCUCACCAUUUCACAUUCUGUCCUGUUUUCAGAUUGCUAUUAUCUCUGCGACAAUGCGUAUGCCAACAGCGAGGGAUUCAUCACACCCUACAAAGGCCUUCGGUACCAUUUGAAGGAGUGGGGUCAUGGAACCCAAGCACCGCAAACAGCCGACAAAUUGUUCAACUUGAAGCACUCUAAAGCUCGGAACGUGAUUGAGCGUUCGUUUGCUGUGCUCAAGAUGCGUUGGGGGAUACUUCGCAGCCCAAGCUUCUAUCCUAUCGAGGUCCAAACGGGCUUGAUAAUUGCCUGUUUCUUACUUCAUAAUUUUAUACGCACUCAUAUGGAGGUGGAUCCGUACGAGGAAUUGGUUCUGGCUCAACAUGAAGACGGUUAUGAGAGUGAUCCCGAUGACCCUUUGGUGCCCACUAUCUCUACCGUCGCGCCAACACCCAUGUGGACGAAGAAGAGGGACGACCUUGCUGCUGCGAUGUGGGCUCAUAGGCCAAACGUUUGA
Messenger RNA from Salvia splendens (bonfire salvia), 882 nucleotides. RefSeq lists its product as uncharacterized. The transcript has 2 exons. The record is from RefSeq and is a predicted model, not a curated record. NCBI's taxonomy places the organism in Eukaryota, Viridiplantae, Streptophyta, Magnoliopsida, Lamiales, Lamiaceae. Bases 1 to 882 code for a protein of 293 amino acids.